ACACAAAUAAAUAUUGUAAUAGUAAUAAUAUUAAUUAAAAUAUAAUAAUAGUAAUAAUAAUAAUAAUAAUAAUAAUGGUCAAUGCAGUAGAAUAUAUAAUUGAAAAUGCCUUGGAGAAAGCUGAAAAUUAUAAAUAUACAUUUUCAAUCCCAAGUAGACAACAAAUUUUAAAUUUGGAAAAAGGUGAUGUAGUAAAAUUAAUGUUUACUGAAAAUCAAGACACUGAAAGGAUGUGGCUUUCCAUUGAGGAAAUUAGAAAGGGUGAAAAUGAUCAAUCUCCAAUUAAUUUUACCGGCAAAUUAGAUAACCAACCAUACAACAUAAAGUCAAUUUCACUUGGUUCAAGAAUUGAUUUCAAAGACUAUCAUAUCAUCGCAAUUUAUGAUAAACCAAAUGAAUUUGUACACCCUUCAUUAGCCCACUUACCAGCCAGAAUCAUGGCAAUGACUGGAAAACUAUGCUAUGUCAGUAAAGAAUACUUUAACAAUGAAGACAAAACCCUAGGCUAUAUUUACAGAGAAAAUCCAGUUUCUUCCAGUGACAGUGGAUGGAGAUUUACAUCUGGCGAUGAACCAGAUGGCUAUAUGCAAAUAAAGAGAAAUACCCAACCAGUAAGAAUCACUGCUAUUUUAAAUAGAGAUGACUCUUUUGUUGGGUUAUUAAACUCUCCAAUAAACUCCCAUUUCGUAUUUGAUUCUGAAGAAAAGCAAUGGCUCGAAUUAGAAGACGCCUAAAAUCAAAAUCAACAAUCACAAUCACUAUUUAAUAUAAAUUUAUUUUAUAUUUAACAAUUCAUUUUAUGCACUUAUAUGGAAUUAAUAAAAUAAUUAAUUUUAAAAAUUU
Messenger RNA from Dictyostelium purpureum, 843 nucleotides. RefSeq lists its product as uncharacterized. The coding region runs from base 75 to 734 and encodes 219 amino acids. The record is from RefSeq and is a predicted model, not a curated record. The transcript has 2 exons. NCBI's taxonomy places the organism in Eukaryota, Evosea, Eumycetozoa, Dictyosteliales, Dictyosteliaceae.